AUGGCGUCUCUCUCCCACUGCUCCGUUCCUUUUUAUUCGUCACACUUACCUUCACUCUCUCCGCCUCUUCACAAACCCUUAAACCCUAAACCCCUUAAACCUCACCCAAUUAUCCUCUCUAAAACAACAACGCAUGCCUCUUUCUUCUUUGCGCAGACAAGAGCUACCCUUGCCGACGACAACCCAACACAACAAGAGCAACCCAAUCAGGAAGUUGAAGAGUGUGUGAAAGUGCUCAAGUAUGCAGCCAAGACAAGAAAAGUUCCAGCCGAUGAGAUUCUGCAUGCUUUUUCCGUGAUUGAGAAAUCAAAGCUUGAUCCAUCUGGGUUUUUUGAAACUCUUGGCGGAAUCGAGUCGCCUGGAAGGACUUGGAUGCUUGUUUUUACCGCAGAGAAAAAGCUAGUGCGUGGUAAAUACUUCCCAAUUACAGCCGUUCAGAGGUUUGAUGCAGCUGGGAAAAGGAUUGAGAACGGGGUUUAUCUUGGGCCUCUUGGGUGUUUGACGUUUGAAGGCAGGCUUUCGUGGAAAAAGAGAAUACUCCCGUUCCUAUUCGAACGUGUCCGGAUAAAAAUUGGUGUUCUUGGGCCAUUUGAGAUCACAUUUAAAGGAAAAGAUGAGAGGGAGCCAGGGAGCAAGGACCCGUUUUUCAUUUGGUUUUAUAUCGAUGAAGAAAUUGCGGUUGCCCGUGGCAGAAGCGGAGGAACUGCUUUCUGGGUCAGAUGUCAACGCAUUGGCUACUAA
Molecule: messenger RNA, 741 nt
Organism: Striga hermonthica
Lineage: Eukaryota; Viridiplantae; Streptophyta; Magnoliopsida; Lamiales; Orobanchaceae
Source: the annotation of a GenBank genome assembly